Messenger RNA from Mesorhabditis spiculigera, 1089 nucleotides. NCBI's taxonomy places the organism in Eukaryota, Metazoa, Nematoda, Chromadorea, Rhabditida, Rhabditidae. The record is from the annotation of a GenBank genome assembly.
AUGAGAGCGGCAACUUGGAUAUUGCUGUUCUCUCUAGGGAGUGUUUAUGCACAAGUCGACAACGGCGUCAUCGGAGACCCGUUUUUGGAUUGUGGCGAUGGGCAUAUUGAGAUCCGUUUCGACACACGAACCCCAUUCCGAGGGCUCGUCUUCGUCGAAGACAAGCUAAACGACCCCGCCUGCCGCUCUCCCCCAGCUGAUGGAGACGGUGUGCGCAACACCUCACUUCGCAUCGGAUUCGAAGAAUGCGCUGUGCACAAACGAUUCUCGGAAUCGCCUCGGGGUCUUUUCGUGACGACCCGUGUGAUCAUUGCCUUCCAUCCUGAAUUUCUCACCAAGGUCGACCGGCUUUACCAAGUUCAAUGCUUUUACAUGGAGAUGGAGAGAAGGCUCGAGAAACAGAUAGAAAUAAGUAUGGCUCCUCCAACAAUGCACACCGCCAACAUCCCAAUGCCAGUAUGCAAAUAUGAAGUCUUGGAUGGGAGCCCGAAUGGCCCACCAGUACUUUACACGACUGUCGGCCAGAUGGUAUACCAUAAAUGGACGUGCGAGUCGCAGUACAACGACACGUUUUGCAUGACCGUCCAUAGCUGCACGGUCAAUGACGGCAAUGGUGAUGUCGUCAGGUUACUGGAUGAAAAGGGAUGCGCGCAAGACAAGUACUUGCUCAACAACCUCGAGUACAUCUCGGACUUGAUGGCAGGUCGUGAAGCUCACGUCUAUAAAUAUGCCGAUCGGGAGAACAUGUACUUUGAUUGUGAGAUUACGAUUUCGAUCAAGGAACCGGGGCAGGAGUUUUGUGAGUACCCGACGUGCCCAGAACCGCCAAGACGUCGACGUUUGGCAGAGCUGGAGCAUGAGGCGAAUAUUUCAAACUUGGCAAGUGGCGAAAAUGCUACCUUCGAAAUUGACGGAAAAAUGGUGUCGAGGGAGCCGUUUGUCAGUGUUCAUUACGAUUUGAGCCAGUUUGGCUUCUGCUCAUCCGGAAUUGGAGCCGUCGUCUUCGUCAGCUUCAACCUCUUCUCGAUCAUUCUCUCAGCGAGCCUGGUGUUCAACACAUUUGCCAUGCUCAAAAGUGGAAAGCCGUUG